Orycteropus afer afer is the source of this 1038-nucleotide messenger RNA. RefSeq names its product putative serine protease 45. Gene Ontology annotation, biological process: proteolysis. The record is from RefSeq and is a predicted model, not a curated record. Bases 1 to 1038 code for a protein of 345 amino acids. Lineage: Eukaryota; Metazoa; Chordata; Mammalia; Tubulidentata; Orycteropodidae. The transcript is spliced from 6 exons. Gene Ontology annotation, molecular function: serine-type endopeptidase activity.
AUGCCGGGGGUGCUGUCACGUGUCUGGAACUACGUCACGUGCUGGGGCCUGCAGGACUGUCUCUGCAGUUGGUAUCUUCAGGGCCUCAUGGCUGCCCUGCCAUCUUACGGCAGCACCGGGCUUGGCGCCUUGAGGCUGUCGGUUCUGAGCCGCCAUCUCCUGCUCCUAAUGCUGCUGCCGCCAUCCAACCCCGGUUAUAAAGAGGACAAACCUAUGCCAGUUUGCAGCAAACCCUGGUGGUCGGACGAUGUGGAUGUGCCUCGCCAUUGGCCCUGGGAGGUGAGCCUGCGGAUGGAAAAUAAACACGUGUGUGGAGGGGCCCUCAUUGACCCUAGCUGGGUGGUAACUGCCGCCCACUGCAUCCAAAGCACCAAAGAGUACUCGGUGAUGCUUGGCACCUCCCAGCUGCAGCCCGUGAACUCCACCAGGGUCCUCUUCAUCCCAGUGAGGGACAUCAUUUUGCAUCCCAAGUUCUGGGGCCGGACCUUCUUCAUAGGUGACGUUGCCCUUCUCCAGCUUCAUACUCCUGCCACCCUAAGUGAGUAUGUUCAGCCCAUCUGCCUCCCGGAGCCCAAGUUCAACCUGAAGAUUGGGACACAGUGCUGGAUGACUGGCUGGGGCCAAAUUAAGCAGCGUUUCUCAGCCAACUCCAAGUUGACCCCGCAGCUGCAGGAGGCUGAGGUCUUUAUCAUGGACAACAAGAGGUGUGACCAGAUUUACCGCAAGAAGUCCCUCUUCCCCCGUGUCAUCCCCCUUGUCCUGGAGGACAUGAUCUGUGCUACCAAUUAUGGAGAAAACUUGUGCUAUGGAGACUCUGGGGGGCCACUGGCCUGUGAAGUCGGGGGCAAGUGGAUUCUAGCUGGUGUGAUGUCCUGGGAAAAGGCCUGCGCCAAAGCACAGAAUCCAGGCGUGUAUACCCGUGUCACCAAAUACAGCCAAUGGAUCAGGAAGCAGCUUGAUGGAGCUGUCUCAGUCCCCUGUGCCUCCACCUGGCUCCUGCUCCUGUCCGGGCUGCUGCAGCCUCAGAUGGGACCCUGA